AUGGCUAGCGACAAGGACGUCGUCACUCAGAAUGAGAACGCCCCCGUGAAGAAGCGCGGCUGCGCCGGCCACUGCAAGCGCUUCUGGUGGGUGUACCUCAUCGUCUCCGUCGUUGUAAUUGUGCUGGUUGUCGUUCUCAUCAUCUUUGUUGGUGUGCCCAAGAUCGCCCAGAAGAAGCUCGACCAGGCCGAGCUUACUAUUGACUCCAUCAUCAUCUCUGACACCCGGCCUACGAAAUACAACAUGGCUGUCAACUCCACCAUCCGCACCGACGGCAAGACUCAUGCCACCAUCUCCGCCUUCACUGGUGUCAUGUACCUUGAGGAUCUCGAGCCUCACACCCCUUUCGCCAGCGUCGAGUUCCCCGAGACUACUUCUGAUGCUCUCCAGGUCGUCAACGUGAGCCAGAUUGUCGAGAUCCCCAACAUGGAGGCCUUCACUACCUUCAACACCUGGCUGCUUGCCAACGAAACCCUCAGGAUGACCAUUGAGGGUGAUACCCACGUCAAGGUCAAGGGCAUCGCCAAGAAGUACGGCGUCACCUUCAAGAAGACUGUCGAGCUCAAGGGCCUCAACGGCUUCCACGGCCUCAAGGUCACCGAUGCCAACAUCAACAUUGCCGCCAAGACCAACAACUUCAACGGCACCGUCGACAUCCCCAACGCCUCUAUCCUUACUAUUGAAAUCGGCAACGCCACCUUUGCUAACAAGCUGGACGGCGAGCAAAUUGGUACCGUUUACAUGAACAACCUCGUUCUCAACCCCGGCAUCAACGAUGUAUUCAUCUCCGCCGACGUUGAGCAGGCCCCCGUCCUUGACGCCAUGACCAGCGGCCCUCACUGCAACGAUGGCAUUAUCCCCUUCGAGAUGGUCGGCCUCGAUGUCACCCGCGACGGCGAGGAGCUCGAGUACUUUGCUGGCGCCCUGAGGGCCCUUACACAGGCUGUUGACAUUCCUCUCACCGAGGCCUUCGCUAGGAACGGCCUUAAGCUUGAUGUCUCAACACCGGUGGAAGUGACUCUGAAGAGGAGGAGUAAACCCUUGGUUACUAUUCGCUAG
Molecule: messenger RNA, 1059 nt
Organism: Parascedosporium putredinis
Lineage: Eukaryota; Fungi; Ascomycota; Sordariomycetes; Microascales; Microascaceae
Source: the annotation of a GenBank genome assembly